Molecule: messenger RNA, 1470 nt
Organism: Rodentolepis nana
Lineage: Eukaryota; Metazoa; Platyhelminthes; Cestoda; Cyclophyllidea; Hymenolepididae
Source: the annotation of a GenBank genome assembly
AUGGGUUUACAAUGGAGAGAACUUGCAAAACAAUUUAUUGUUCGUUCCAAUAAUGACCGCCUUGAGAAGGAACAGAAGAAUACUUACUUGCAAAAUCUCCAAGAAUUAUCUCACAAUUGCAAGGUCAAAAACCCCAAAGACCUGGAACUUGGCGCAUCAUGGCUCAUGAUGAUGCUAAACACCAAUGGUAUAGAUAUGAAGCAACUUUUAGACGUUAUUGUGGCUAUCAUAGAUAUGAAGACCAGUAAAGUGAACACCUUAGUUUUCCGUGGUCCGACAAAUACGGGGAAAACUCUAAUGGCCAAACUAAUUAAUUCGCAUUUAACAAUUGGUACAGUGUGUCGUCGUGGAGACCAAACUGCUUUCCAUUUCGAUAACCUGUUAAAUCGUACUGUGGCACUCAUGGAGGAACCUCAUAUUACGAUGACAACUAAAAACGACUUCAAGAAUCUUCUUGGGGGUGAUGAGUUUGAAAUUGAUGUAAAAUACGGCGCGAAAAGGUUCCUAGGCAGACUGCCUAUAAUUGCAACCACAAUCGAAGACCUGGGUGCUUUAUUGACAUCUGUUGAUAGAGCAGCUCUGUAUUCUCGUGUAAAGGAAUACCAAUUGAGGGAACAAAUCAUGUCUGAAUUGAUUAAUGGUACUAUUUCAAAGGCGCCAGUGACAUUGUGUGCCUGCCACCUUCGAGAUUUAUUCAAACGAUAUGGGUUUUACGGAGAUAGAGUCCUUGAGAUAGACGUCCCCCCAAAUGCAGAAAUAAUAUAUCAGACUCCGAGGAGAACAUCCACGGAGGAGUACGAUAUAGAGGAGGAUGGAUUCCUAAUUCGUAUCCCACCAAAAAUUAAAUUACUUGAACAUGAACGACCCAAUAGUCCAAGCUUUCUUGGACUCGACCCCUUCGACAUCGAAGACUGCCAGGAGAUCUUCCCGUCUGCCCAAAGACUGGGAAACAUGGGAGAGGGACAGCAAAGUCUGAUACCUCCUGGGCUGGUUACUGAAGAUUCGCUUCCAAAUGAUAACGUUUCCAUGGGAGGAGUUCCAUUCACUCCUCGUCGGUACUAUUAUACAUUAAUACUGCACAACUAUGGGAAGAUGCCUACAGCAAUAAGCUGUCCAUAUGUUGAACACGAUCACCACAUGCAUGUGCUCAUUCAAGCGCGAGACAAUGUGUACCGUAAAGUUGAUCGUCUACUUAACGAUUGCCUUGUUUCUGCUAACGAUUGGUGGUUAGUGAAAAACACUUGGCAAUUAGUACGGAACGUUUACUUGAUUCUACAGUAUUUUAAAUUCCGCGAGACAGUUCACGAGGUCAGCACCGAGCUACACGAAGAGUGGGAGAUGGCGCAAAAUUCGCCUCCCAUUGAACCUCAGAUAGCAUGCCUGUCAGAUAUUCGGCGGACGCGCAAUGCGAUCAAUGCAACUCAAAGGGCAGAAAGUCGACACGGCAAAUAUAAUAAUCUCUUGGAAUAA